Dentiscutata heterogama is the source of this 416-nucleotide messenger RNA. NCBI's taxonomy places the organism in Eukaryota, Fungi, Glomeromycota, Glomeromycetes, Diversisporales, Gigasporaceae. The record is from the annotation of a GenBank genome assembly.
AUGCCAAAAAGAAUUAAACAAGUUAAACAUUAUAGUCAGCGAAAUCAUUUAAAAAAAGCCCGUAGUGCUAAUAAAAAAAUUAAUAAUGAAGAUUCUAAUAUACCUUCUUUAUCUAUUAUUGAUACAAACACUAUAGAUUCUGCAACUAUUAACACACCAAUUGCUACUCAAACUGAAAAUAUUGUUAAUACAAUUGUCACACAAACUGAAUUUACUAUUAAUACAGUUGCUACUCAAACUGAAAAUAUUGUUAAUACAGUUGCUACACAAACUGAAUUUUUUGUUAAUAUAGUUGUUACCCAAACUGAAGUUAUUACUAUACAAUCUGAUGAAAUUCAAACAAAUAAACUAAAUUCAAAAGUUCAAUUACUUAAUUUAUUUAAUCAAAUUACUCAAAUACUUACUUAUAACCAAAA